Molecule: messenger RNA, 2328 nt
Organism: Cataglyphis hispanica
Lineage: Eukaryota; Metazoa; Arthropoda; Insecta; Hymenoptera; Formicidae
Exons: 2
Coding region: 106-2034 (642 amino acids)
Source: RefSeq, a predicted model, not a curated record
ACAGUAGAAAACAUUUUUGUUCUUAGCACCAUGUGCCCUUGCUGCAUCCUUCAUGUACGAGUUUAUAAAGAGCUGUAAUAAUUUUUUUGCUUGAAUCUUUUAAGUAUGUCGAGACGAAUUUUUCAUCGUUGUUUAUUAUUUUAUGUAUCUGUGAGCGCGAUCCUACUUUGCGGAUCGUCGCGAAGGAUUCCUAGAAGUGCGUCCUGUCCCUCGUGCAGUCGAGAUUGUCCAGAAGCUUUGACUGUUCAGCUACCAUGGAAUCUAGAUGAAGAUUCAAAUCUACAGCCAAGAGUCCUACGAGAUUUUCCCGUUAAUUCGCUCCGAAAUUCUCGUCGCUCCAAUUUGAUACAAGAAGGAAUUUCCCAAGGCACAACAUACGAUAAUAUUCUACCGAGUCAAAAUUUAGUGUCCCUCAAGAGCUUCUCUCCACAAGAAACAACAAGCAGAAAUUUAUUCUUCAAAAAUUUUCUUAAUAAAUUUCCAAAAUUUUCAGAUAGGCAAGAAAUAUUUUCUCAGGACAGAUCCGCAAAUAGAUAUCCUCUUGCUCACGUUCUUCCAUCAAUUUUCAGAUCAGAAAAUGUCUUCAGGAAUCCUCGUAAUAAAUAUUCCAGCACUUUGUUAGAUAGAAGCUUCGAGAAUAAUAUAAAAGACAAAAAGGAUUCUACAAAUAAAAUGCUCGACGUUUAUCGUGCCGAUAGAGACACAGAGCCUUUGAAUUCAAGAUACGUUUCUUCUUCAAACAUCAUCUCUCCACAAAGAUUCAGCCCGAAGAUCGAAAAUAUUUUCCGAUUCCACCGGGAUCCAAUUCCUCAUAUCUUCGAUGAAAAAAGAAAUGCAAUCGGGAAAUCUCCGCGCGCAAUUCCUAUUAAUCAGCAAUACAGCCUAGCGUAUCCCCGAAAAGGAUAUAAUUCCAUUCUGCCGGAAAUCAAACAUGAUCCUUACGUUCAUCCUCUUGAAAAUAUAAAUACUUGGAAGCCGACAAAAAAUGAUGGAUUCUUCGAUAAUUGGGACGAAAAGAUAAAAGAUUCAUCACAAUCUUUAAAUGUAGAACAGUCAAAGCAAGCUGAAAAUAAUUUCUUAGAAAUGUAUCCUGCGAAAGAACAAGAAAUUAACAUCGAGGAUAAUAAUGAGCAAAUCAAUAAGUCUUAUAUACUCCCUCAUAAUUUAGAUAGCCAGGAACAGACAGAUGAUGGAGAAAAUUUCGAUGAUUGGGAUUAUGCCGCAUACAAAAAUUCGCAGGAAUCCACAAAAAUUAAUCAAUUGAAGGAAACCGGAAAUAAUUGGUUGCAAGUGUUUCCCGCGAUGGAAAGAAACAUUAAAUACUUUGAAAAUGAGAAAGACACGGAUAAGAAAUUCGCGGAGCAAGAAAAUAUAAAUCAGGGAUAUUUUGAAGAUGAGAUUGUACAGGAUGCCCUCGAGACUGAACAAAGUAAAUAUAAUCCUUAUACUUUUAGUCAAAAUAUGAAUAAUUGGAGAACAAUACAGAAUAAAGAAUUUUUCGAUAAUUUGGAUUUUACGCACAAAAAUUCACCAAAGACGGAUCAAUUGGAAAUGUAUUCUGAAGAGAAUAAUGAUAAGUUCUUUCAGAAUUUGAAAAAUAAAGAUAUAACUCUUAAAAGUAAAACACAAGCUAGUGAUGAUCGUGCAUCCAUGCUUAAUGCUUAUAUUCUUCCUCGACAUUUAAAUAUUUUAAAUGAUGCGAAGUAUUCUGUCGAUUCCUCGGAGAUACAAAAAAUUCCAGAAGCUAAAAACAACAUAUUACGUGCAAAUCCUAUGGAAGAAAAUAAUGAAAAGUUUUUUAUGGAUGAAGAUAUUAUUCAGAAUAACGCGGCUAUCCAAGAUUUGAUUCUAUCUAAGGAUAUUUUUGAUAUGGAUGAAUAUAGCAGCCAUAAUGUAGACAAAAAGAAUACCAGGAACACCCAGGUUUUGACGAGAAUUGAUCCUGAUUUGUUGGAUGACAUUGAAGAUCUCCCACUAGAACCAACCGAAUCGACAUCAAUGGAAUCCCUUGCAGAAUUUUCCACACCCAAAUAAUAAUAAUAGAAAGUUGAUAGCAUAUUAUACAUGUGUCAUAUUUAGCGAGCCAUCUUUUAUCUGAAAUCUUUUUAUAGAGUCAAUUUUUUUUUUUUAAUAAAAAAGGAUCUCUCUCUCUUGUUCUCUCAAGAUCAAUAAUUUUAAAACGAAAACUACAAAUAAUUUAAAAUAACUAUUUCAAAACUGUAUAAAGAUUAAUAAAAUUUUCUAACAUUAUCAUAAAAUAAAAUUUUAUUUAAAAUUAGAGUUUAAGAAAAAGAGUUUAAGAAAAGAGUUUCAGAAAAAUUAUUUAAU